Rhododendron vialii is the source of this 1455-nucleotide messenger RNA. Its product is annotated as peroxidase 17. The record is from RefSeq and is a predicted model, not a curated record. Gene Ontology annotation, molecular function: heme binding; peroxidase activity. The coding region runs from base 366 to 1352 and encodes 328 amino acids. Lineage: Eukaryota; Viridiplantae; Streptophyta; Magnoliopsida; Ericales; Ericaceae. The transcript is spliced from 3 exons. Gene Ontology annotation, biological process: response to oxidative stress; hydrogen peroxide catabolic process.
CACAACACACUUGUUGAAUCAUAUAUUCGACGGCUCUGAUUGUGCAUACCCCAAUACUGCACUAAGAUACAUACACUUCGUCUCGGCCCGACCCAAUGCUUAAUAAAAGGGAGGGGGAUGGGUACUCAAUUCCAUAAGUCUGAGUCUGAGUCAUCAACCUCUCACAUUGGGAGAAUUAUUGCUCUCUCUUGCUUCCCAAUAUCAUAACAAAACAAGACCCUUUUGGAAAACUCUGACUCAACUGAAAAGAGAAUCUCUUUCUGUACCCCUAUCCCCACCAAUACAGACAUCCAAAUUCCAAACGUAACCACUAGCCCAUUGGAUCAUUUGCAUAACACCAACAAAAACCCACUUGCCCACAGGAAAUGUCUCUCCCUCUCCUCCUCUUCCUCACCAUCUCCGCCGUCUCCGCCGCCGCACAGCUGCCGCUCCAACCGGGUUUUUACUCGAAAGCAUGCCCGGCCGCAGAGACCACGGUCUGGAGCAUGAUUCAGAAGGCCAUGGCUAGAGAGGCCCGGAGCGGGGCCUCGGUCAUGCGAUUGCAAUUCCAUGAUUGCUUCGUUAAUGGUUGUGAUGCUUCGUUGUUGCUGGACGAUACGCCGAACAUGCUUGGAGAGAAACUGUCUCUGUCGAAUAUAAAUUCGCUUAGAUCAUAUGAAGUGAUUGAUGAAGUAAAAGAUGCAUUGGAGCAAGUCUGUCCUGGAAUUGUUUCGUGUGCAGAUAUUAUAGUGAUGGCCGCUAGAGAUGCCGUUGUGUUGAGUGGAGGGCCCUAUUGGGAAGUGAAGUUAGGGAGGGAAGACAGCCUAACAGCAAGCCAAGAAGACUCGGACGACAUCAUGCCAAGCCCAAGAGCCAAUGCCACCACCCUUAUAUCCCUCUUCAACAAAUUCAACCUCUCCAUAAAAGACCUUGUUGCCCUUUCUGGGUCCCACUCCAUAGGCCAAGGCCGGUGCUUCUCCAUCGUCUUCCGGCUCUAUAACCAGUCCGGCACCGGCCUACCCGACCCAACCAUUGAGCCCAAAUACAGAGAAAAGCUGGACCAUCUUUGUCCGCCCGGCGGGGACGAAGAUGUGACCGGAGAUUUGGAUGCAACUCCGGAGAUAUUCGAUAAUCAGUAUUUUAAGGACUUGGUUUUGGGGAGAGGUUUUCUGAAUUCUGAUGAAACCCUGUUUGCCAAUGAGGAAACUAGAACGUAUGUGAGAGAGUUCAGUCUGAACCAGACUAAAUUUUUCAAGGCAUUUGUUGAGGGGAUGAUUAAGAUGGGGGAUUUGCAGUCGGGCCGGCCCGGGGAGAUCAGGAGGAACUGUAGGGUGGUCAACGGCCGGCCCAUUGACAUAUUGUUGGAGGAUUGAGGGACAGGGAAAAUUAACGUUGUUGACUUGUUUGUUGUUAUAUGAAACUAGAAUAUAUGCGAACUUAUAUAUAUUAGUGGCUAUGAUACGAACUUUCUCAUUA